This is a messenger RNA of Pelecanus crispus (Dalmatian pelican), 1803 nucleotides long. RefSeq names its product dopamine receptor D5 (gene DRD5). Gene Ontology annotation, biological process: positive regulation of MAPK cascade; adenylate cyclase-activating adrenergic receptor signaling pathway; G protein-coupled dopamine receptor signaling pathway. Gene Ontology annotation, molecular function: G protein-coupled receptor activity; dopamine neurotransmitter receptor activity, coupled via Gs. Lineage: Eukaryota; Metazoa; Chordata; Aves; Pelecaniformes; Pelecanidae. The record is from RefSeq and is a predicted model, not a curated record. Gene Ontology annotation, cellular component: plasma membrane.
AAGGCGGUGGCUGAGGUGGCCGGGUACUGGCCCUUCGGGGCUUUCUGCAACAUCUGGGUGGCCUUUGAUAUCAUGUGCUCCACGGCCUCCAUCCUGAACCUGUGCGUCAUUAGCGUGGACAGGUACUGGGCUAUUUCCAGCCCUUUCCGCUACGAGAGGAAGAUGACCGCACAGUUGGCGCUGGUGAUGAUCGGUGCGGCGUGGGCCUUGUCUGUGCUCAUCUCCUUCAUCCCUGUGCAGCUCAACUGGCACAAAGGUGGGGAUGUUGUUGCUGCUGGUGAUAUUGGAGAUGGAUUUGGCCCUGGCUGGGCAGCAGCAGGUGCUGUCACCGCUUGGGCGGAAGAUAUGAGCACCACAUGGGUGGCAUUAGCAGCAAUGGGACCCUCUGAUGGGACCUCCGGCAGCAAUGAUACCCUCACUAGACCAUCGGAGAGCUGUGAUUCCAGCCUCAACAGGACUUACGCUAUUUCAUCUUCCUUGAUCAGUUUUUAUAUCCCGGUGGCUAUCAUGAUAGUUACCUACACUCGAAUCUACCGCAUUGCCCAGGUGCAGAUUCGUCGUAUUUCUUCUCUGGAGAGGGCAGCCGAGCAUGCGCAGAGCUGCCGGAGCAGCCACGUUGACUGCCACCAUCACACAAGCCUCAAGUCCUCCAUCAGGAAAGAGACCAAGGUGUUGAAGACUCUCUCCGUCAUCAUGGGCGUCUUUGUCUGCUGCUGGUUGCCUUUCUUCAUCUUGAACUGCAUGGUUCCCUUCUGCGAGAGCCCACCCAGUGACCCCCACGCUGGCCUUCCCUGCGUCAGUGAGACCACCUUUAAUGUCUUCGUCUGGUUUGGUUGGGCCAACUCCUCUCUCAACCCCAUCAUCUAUGCCUUCAAUGCUGACUUCAGAAAGGUCUUCUCCAACCUCCUGGGAUGUGGUCAGUUUUGCUCUAGUACUCCAGUGGAGACUGUUAAUAUAAGCAACGAACUUAUCUCUUACAACCAGGACACCCUUUUCCAUAAGGAGAUAGUGACUGCUUAUGUUAACAUGAUCCCAAAUGUGGUUGACUCUGAGGAAAAUCGCGAGGACCCUUUUGACAGGAUGUCCCAGCUCUCCCCUGACCACGAGAUUGCCACUGACUCUGUCUGUGAGCUGGACUGUGAGGGGGAGGUUUCACUAGGCAAAAUAACACCUUUCACUCCAAAUGGUUUACGUUAAGUUGCAUCCUGUCCUGGUCAAUUCUUCUCGGAUUAUACAACAAAAUAUUAGCACUGAGUGGAAAAACCUGCUUGAUUCUAUGCUAUAGUUUGGUCAGUCACUUCAUGGUAAACUCACUUCUAUGUGUAGCACUUUGCAGGAUGUAGACGCUGUCACGCGAGCUGGCAGCACAAACUUAAUUCAGCACUUCCCCAGGCUGAGAGAGGACCGGGCAGUCGCGAUGAUUAGCUGUGGUGAGGUAUUGUGGUAUAAUUACAGUCAGUUCAUGUUUAUAAUGUGUUUGCAAAUGAAGGGUGCCGUUGUCAGUGCUAAGUAUUACAACUUCUAAAAUCAGGGACAGAUGUGGCUGGCAUAGACAUUAAACAGAAAAAAAUUCCAGGCUGUUCAUUUGUACAGAUCUUAUGUUUCUUUUUCUCUGUUGUUUUUUGUUUGUUUGGUUGUUUUUUUGUUGUGUUUUUUUUAAGAUAGAAAUAGUGAGGUGGUGAUUUGGAUGAUUAUUUAAAUGCGUGUUUCUGCCAAAACAGUUUAUGUGAAUCUAGGCAGUGUCAUUGCCUACAAUAUCCUUGCCAUGUUCCCAGAUGAAUAAAUAAAAGUUACAUUGAUCGA